UGGUAUCACUGGAAUGUCUGUUUGACAACAAGGUGCAAGUCGUUGUUACUACGAUUCAGCCAAAAGGAAUAUCGCAUUGUACGUUUCACCUGUAUAAUCUGUUUACUCGAUAACAUUUCGAAUUGUUUGUGGUGUACUUAAAAGUGUGUGUUAAAGAGGCUAUGAAAAUGCCACCAACCGAUAAUAAGAGUACCGACAACGGCAUUUACGACUUCGAAGAGACCUCUUUGUCGAUAACCGCUGAUGAAAUCGAGACUACUGCUGUGGAAGAGUUUGAAACAACUGCGGAGAAUGAUUUCUCUGAAUAUAUGUGGAUGGAGAAUGAAGAGGAGUUCGAUAAAGAGGUUAUGCAAAGACUGGAGGAGGAAGAACUGAUGGAGGAGUGUAUGGAGGCAUUCAUGAGCGAAGAAAAUUCAGCACCAACCGCAACUCAAAGUGCAUUAACGGUGUCAGAGUCGGUCCAGAACUCAAAAUUAAAUCCUGAAGCUGCUGAGUUUGUUCCCUUACGUCGAAACGAGACGCUUGUCCCAGACACCCAAGGCUCGACAAAUGAAUCUUAAGUAGAUUUACCCGCCCUGUAAAUAAUUAGUUUGAACCUAAUUUAAGACGUUUUUUUCUGCAGUUUUUUCUCCAUGAUUUUGAAUUUUUCCUAAGAUUGCAUUUUUUUUUGUUUCUGCUAGUCCAAGAUGGUGUUAGAUGAUGUCAUCAAACUUACGAAUGGGUUGGUAUUGUGGGCAUAGGCUGUUCAAUGAUUGUACGGUUUUUGUUUUCUUUUGCGGUUUAGCCUGUGUAAGGGGAUCAGCCGAGUAAAAAUUACUGUGGGGUGUACAUUGAGCAGUUUUGACUUUAAAUAAAUAAAAUUGUUCCACCAUGAUCUCGUUUUGUGUGAUAGAUAUGGGAGAACGCAAAAAAACUACUUACAAUUUGUUUUUAGUAUUGCUCUCUUUUAAACGGUGAAAAAAAAAACAUAAUUUAUAUGAUAAUAUUAAAUAUAUUAUUUAAUUAAAA
Messenger RNA from Cylas formicarius (sweet potato weevil), 1008 nucleotides. RefSeq names its product polyadenylate-binding protein-interacting protein 2B (gene Paip2). Lineage: Eukaryota; Metazoa; Arthropoda; Insecta; Coleoptera; Brentidae. The transcript has 4 exons. Gene Ontology annotation, molecular function: mRNA regulatory element binding translation repressor activity. Gene Ontology annotation, biological process: negative regulation of translational initiation. The coding region runs from base 162 to 560 and encodes 132 amino acids. The record is from RefSeq and is a predicted model, not a curated record. Gene Ontology annotation, cellular component: cytoplasm.